GCUCCCCCCAGUUUCCUGUUGACGUCAUCCGCUGUUUCACCGCUGCAGUUUUUACAACCGCUGAGCUUUCGAGCGUAAUCCGAGCUGAGACCGGCCAACCUCGGCAGCCGCCCGGCAGCGCGGCACCACCUUCGGCGUCUCCCCCCGCUUGCCCCGUGCCCGGGCUCGUGAGCCCUCGGCCGCGGGGGCCGCGCGCGGUGCUCGGCGAGGAGGGGAGCCCCGGGGAGCCCGGCCAUGCCUGCUCGCCGUAAAUAAGCAGCGGGAUUUGCAAGGCGCUCCGUGGCUGGAGUCUGCGGACUUUCUUCUCCUCCCGCCUCCUGCCCCCGCCGGUCCCUCUCCUCGGCCAGACGUGCCGUUUCUGUUCUCCAUUUCUGGGAAGCCAUGGACAAGAAGCAAGAUUCCAAGGGAUCCUUGGAGCCGCACAAACCAGUAAAGAGCAGGAGGAAACAGGAUUUGAGGAUAGCACGUUUCACCAUCAAGCAGCCUGUUGCCAACACAACACCCCCGAGGAACUUGGACUCCAGAACUUUCAUUACCAUUGGAGAUAAAAACUUCGAGGUGGAGGCUGAUGACUUGGUGACUAUUUCAGAGCUGGGCCGUGGGGCCUAUGGCGUGGUGGAGAAGGUCCGGCAUGCUCAGAGCGGCACCACCAUGGCUGUGAAGAGGAUUCGAGCGACUGUGAACACUCAGGAGCAGAAGAGGUUACUGAUGGACUUGGACAUCUCCAUGAGGACAGUUGACUGCUUCUACACUGUCACCUUCUACGGAGCCCUCUUCCGAGAGGGCGAUGUGUGGAUCUGUAUGGAGCUCAUGGACACCUCCCUAGAUAAAUUCUACAAGAAGGUGCUAGAGAAGAAGAAAACCAUCCCUGAAGACAUCUUGGGGAAAAUGGCUGUGUCUAUUGUACGAGCGCUGGAGCAUCUGCACAGUAAACUGUCUGUGAUCCAUAGAGAUGUGAAACCUUCCAAUGUGCUCAUCAACAAGGAGGGGCAUGUGAAAAUGUGUGACUUUGGAAUCAGCGGCUACUUGGUGGACUCCGUGGCAAAGACCACGGAUGCUGGCUGCAAACCGUACAUGGCUCCGGAGAGGAUAAACCCUGAGCUGAACCAGAAGGGCUACAACGUGAAGUCGGACGUCUGGAGUCUCGGGAUCACGAUGAUCGAACUGGCCAUUCUCCGCUUCCCGUACGAGUCCUGGGGGACCCCCUUCCAGCAGCUCAAGCAAGUGGUGGAGGAGCCCUCGCCCCAGCUGCCUGCUGAUCGCUUCUCCAAGGAGUUUGUGGACUUCACGGCACAGUGCCUAAGGAAGAACCCCGCUGAGCGAAUGAACUAUUUAGAACUAAUGCAACAUCCUUUCUUUACCUUGCACGACACCAAAGAGACUGACAUGGCCUCCUUCGUGACAGAGAUCCUCGGGGAAGACUCUUAACUCUCGGACCUCGCGGCUGCGUACGGUCCCCUCCAUCCAGCACCCCGACUUCCCCGCAGAAGAGCGAAUGAGGACACGUGUUGAAGGUGGUUUGCACAAAUCGCAUUUCCCCAACCCGUUGGCACCUCCGGGUCUGUCCAGCCUUGCAGUUUCUUUUCUCUUUGCCCCAAACGAAAUCCCCCAGGACGAGCCUUUUGAAGCUGACACGUACCCGGCUGAGCCGCGGAGACCGAAGGCUCCGGAGUUCCCGGCCGGUGCCAGGCGUGUGCCGUGGGCGGCUGGGGAGAGGCCUGUGCCCGCGGCACCUGAGCCGAGGCCGGGAGGCUGGGCCCGGGCGAAGGGCGCGAAAGGGCCUCUCCCUUCCACACAGGGAAUUUCUGUGUUUUUUCCCCUUUGCUGCCUGGGGAAGGCCGAGGGAGCAAUUCUUCCUGCGCCUUCCUACUGCCUUCCCCUUCUCUUCUCCCCUGCCUCCAAAAGCCUUGUCCCACAGAGUUUGGUCUCCUUUUUCUUUCCUUUGUGCCCAGCUCUCUGCUUUGGGGCUGCCUGGGCACAGCUUCACGCCUGGCACAACUCCUUGCGACUCCCUCCCCUCUCAUUGAGUCAAUGCACCGGUCACUUGGAGGAAAAAAAAAAGCAGCAUUUUAAAAUGAGCCCGGCUCGCUGCAAGCUUCACCCCUCGCUCCCCGGCGCUUGCCCACAGCACCUCAUCCAAGGCACGGAGCCCCUCGGGCGCGCGGCGGCGAGGAGGGAAGCGAGGCCCCGGGCGCUGCCUCUCCACCACCCCCAGCCCGGGCCGGAGGGCUGCGUCUGCGCUGCAGCCCCCUCCUCACCCCGCUGCCGGGCCGGAGAGGAGCUUGCUCCGUCUCCCUUCCCACCGGGAGCUCCCGUAAGACCUUGCACUGUGCCCCAUGCCCGUUCGGAGGCCGCGGUGGUACCGGGGGCCUCCCAAGCUGCCGCCGAGCUCCUCGGCCGCCCGCCGAGGGUCAGCCGACAUCCCCAACCCAGCGACUUGCACAGGGGCUACUGCCAGUUGUACAUUUUACAUCUAUAUAUAAUGGACUGUGUAACAUGUUUCCUAGUUUUAAUCGAAUUUGCUAUAAAUUAAAGCCCUUCUGUGUGGGAGGAGGGAGGAGCGGUUCCUUCUCCGCUAGCAAAUCCACUGUGAAAACCUGAUGUGUUUCCCCACUCUCCCAGCCCGAGCACUCGACACGGAGUCGCGGGUGCAAAAGGGAUUUCUGUCUUCUACUGUAUAUGAUCACAGGAUAAACGCACCGGCUGUGGAUUUUGGGGUUUUUUAUAUUAAUGGAUUGAGUUUUCAGAGGGAUUUUGUUCUUUUCUAAUAUAUAUUUGUGUGUGUGUAUGUGUGUGCGCAUAUAUAUAUUAUAUAUAUUUUUAAUUCAGUGAUGAAUGUGUGAAUGUAUAUGUGGCCAGCAAAUUUGGUGGAAUGGCUAGCAAUUUUUUGGCUAAAUUUGGGGAGGUGGGGAAGGGGUCACUAGAAGAUACCCUGGCCUAAGACUUUUUUUUUCAAGGAAGUACAUCUAUUUUUUAACUGAAUCUUUAAAAAAAAACCCCAAAAACAUUUUUUCCUGAAAUUCAUGCCCUGGAGGUCUGGAUUUCAGGGCGCAUUUCCAGCGUUCAGGGUACUCGACCCAACGAGGAGCAAAGUCCCCCUAGAUUCGUGGCCCCCUGCUCUUGCAGUCCCCGGUAUGAAGCCGAGCUGAGGACCUGUCUGCAGGCGAUCGAGGCUACAACUGCUGUUUUCUGCAACCCAUUCCUGCAAGCUGCUCCCAGGGGAAGCUUGUUCAGGACAAGACGUUUCCAGUCCUUAAUGUCACCCGUGCUGGGGAAUCACGCAGCAGAGCGUUUUCCCUGGUAACCGGUCGGAUCCGUUUCCCCGUGCAGAGAAGCCCCGAGAAAAACAGCACAGGCUGGGAUAGCCAAACCCUGCUCAGCCCCGGGUUGCCCUUCUCCCACCACCCCUUAAUGUCAAGUGAGAACGUGAUCAAUGUUCUCGACAUCUCCCUCCUUGGUCCCACUGCAAACCACCCGACGCUCUCCAAGACCCCGCGCGCCAUUACCAGGCUUGGGAUGACAGCUUUGCAGCCGAGAUGUACACUUGUAUUUUUUAUCCUAGCUGGUUACUUUGGAUUGUUUUUGUUUUCACGUGGAGCUUUUGUUUUUCCCCAGCUCCUUGUUGUGACCCCCACUCCCCUCUCCCUUAUCUCACCCCCCCCCUUUUUUUUGGUGUUUUUGGGAAUGGUGAUUUUUUUGCUUUUUUUUUUUUUUUUUUUUUUUUGGCUGCAUUUCACCUCCUGGCUCCUGUGUUUUAGGGAAAGGGAGCAUCUCCCCUUUUGAUUACUGGGAGAUGCAGCUGGGGUGGGCUUGGGACCUGGUCAACGAAGCAAAGCUCAGCUGUUGGGUUAGGCUCUUCAGAGCAUCGCCAGCUUGAUGCAGCUUCGUUCGGCCUGGGUCUUACCUGCCCUCCUUCCCAUCUGACGCUUUCUCAUCCCGGUUCAGUUUGGUUGCUCUCCUUCCACAAAUUUCCGGGGGGGAACUGAAGAGCUGGUAGGAACCAGGUUGGCUUUAAGGUGGAAGAGGAUUUCAAGGUGGAUAGGAAGCCCCUCUGGCUUGUAUUUUUGAGAACGGUCUGUACCCAUUAUACCCUGUCAUUGUUUUCAAUAAAAUUAGCCCUCAAAUGA
Dromaius novaehollandiae (emu) is the source of this 4127-nucleotide messenger RNA. RefSeq names its product mitogen-activated protein kinase kinase 3 (gene MAP2K3). The coding region runs from base 382 to 1428 and encodes 348 amino acids. Lineage: Eukaryota; Metazoa; Chordata; Aves; Casuariiformes; Dromaiidae. The transcript is spliced from 13 exons. Gene Ontology annotation, biological process: MAPK cascade; protein phosphorylation. The record is from RefSeq and is a predicted model, not a curated record. Gene Ontology annotation, molecular function: MAP kinase kinase activity; ATP binding.